Linum tenue is the source of this 971-nucleotide messenger RNA. The record is from the annotation of a GenBank genome assembly. Lineage: Eukaryota; Viridiplantae; Streptophyta; Magnoliopsida; Malpighiales; Linaceae.
AAAACAAAUAACAAUAAGAUUCUCGUUGAUAAUUUGGUUUGGGCGGGACUUUGUCCAGUCUCAGUGCAGUCACAGUCCAUCUCCUUAUGGCCAUUUAUUGCCCACAUCCUCAUCUCCCUCCCUUUUUUCAUAACAUAAGGCAGAGCCAGCCAGGCAAGCCAGGGGUAGGGAAACAAGCAGAAGCAAGGCAAGGCAAGCAGCCUUUUUCAGUAUAUUACACAGUUCCAGUACUAUAUAUAUUCUAUCUAUAUCCUAGUAUUUUUAUUAUACUAACUAACACCCCAAUUCCUCAAACCCCAAAAGGACCUGCUCCGGAAUAGUAUGGCUGCUUCCAACACCAAACCGUACCAUUCCCUCUUCCUUCUAUUCUUCUUCUUCUUCACUUGUGCAGUCCUUGCUGCAGCAGCCUAUGCCGCUCCUCAAGGACCCAGAAGUCACAAUCAUCAUCAUCGUCAUCAACUUCUGAUUCAGAGCUCCCAAACUGCAACGCCGCAGGACAUGCUUCGCACCGCCCAGGAAGGGAAGAAAGGAAGGAGCAGUGGAAGGAAGGGAGGAAGGAGGCUGAUGAUAGGGUCGACUGCGCCAAUCUGCACGUACAACGAAUGCAGGGGAUGCAAGACGAGCAGGUGCAGGGCAGAGCAAGUCCCUGUUGAAGGCAAUGAUCCCAUCAACAGUGCUUAUCACUACAAAUGUGUUUGCCAUAGGUGAUGAAACCAACGCAAUGACUUCCAUCUUCUGUUUUCAUCUAUGUUUAGCGUUGUUUGUAACUCUAGUUUAAAUUUUUUUGGCAAGAGUGGACGUGAGCAGGUUAAUUGUCUGAAUUAUUAAUAUCCAAUAUUUUCAGUGGAUAGGGUUUUGUGAUUCUGCCGAUUUUGCUUUCUUUUUUGUGCAUUUUUAUUUUUAUAUGAUUGUAGACCUCAAGAUUGAAACCUAAGACGUGACAACUAGUGUUAAUGGCUCCUCAACGUCAC